CUCAUGCUGAAGACGUUUUCCCCCCGUGUGCUCUGGAUGGUCUCCCGCAGCCAGGUCCACGUAUUGAGAUGAUCUAUUUCUGUGAUGGCGAAGGGUCUGUUUCCACGGGCCUGGGUGAAAAAGUCGUUCUACUUCCAGGCUCGGAUCUCCUUCGUGCGGGUGAAGUACCUGUUCCUCACAUGGCUGACGGUGCUGGUGGGGAGCUGGGUGAUCUAUGUGCAAUACUCCGCCUACACAGAGCUGUGCAGAGGACACGAGUGCAAGAACGCCAUUUGUGAUAAAUACAGGAAGGGGAUCAUUGAUGGCUCGGCCUGCAGCAGUCUGUGUGACAAAGAAACGCUGUACAUGAGCAGGUGUCUGUCAACACUGCCAAACAACCAGGUUUACACAGGAAGCUGGGGAGACCACGAUGGGAUCAUCCGCUGUAAGCUGGGCGAGGUCGUGCACUACGAGCUGGGCGAGGAGCCGGAGCCGCGCAGAGAGGCCCCCGUGUUCGACAAGCCCACCAGAGGCACGUCGGUGGAGAAGUUCAGAGAGAUGGUUUUUAAUCACCUCAAGUCCAAGCUUGGAGAGCAGGCUAACCUCGCCAGCCUCGUCAGCCAGAUCCUCUCCAUCGCCGAUGGCAACAAAGAUGGACGGGUGUCACUGCCAGAAGCCCGCUCCACAUGGGCGCUCCUGCAGAUGGACGAGGUGCUGCUCGGCUAUCUGCUCCAGGACCGUGGACACACUCCUCGCCUCCUCGGCUACUGUGGGGACCUGUACAUGACGGAGCGAGUUGCCUACAGGCCCCUGUAUGGCUUGUCUUUACCCUGGCCGCUGGUAUCCUGGGUGCCCAGUGGCAUGCAGCGCACUAUGGACCAGUGGUUCACCCCCUCCUGGCCUCGCAAGGCUAAGAUCUCUAUGGGCCUGCUGGAGCUGGUGGAGGACAUCUUCCACGGCACAUACGGCAGCUUUCUGAUCUGCGACCUCGCCGCGGCGCACUUUGGUUACACCGACCGACAUGAGCUCCGUCUGACUAACACCCGAGCGGUGGUUCCUGAGGCAGAGUUCAGGCGCACCAUGCGGGCGCUGAGGUGUGAGACGGAUGCCGACUGCGUGUACGGGGUGGACUGCCGGACAUCAUGCGACGUGCCUGAGAAGCGGUGCAGGGAGGAGCCGGUCCAGCCAAACUUGGCAAAGGCGUGCAGCACACUGAAGGACUACCUCCUGCGUGGGGCGCCAUCGGGAAUGAGAGAGGAGCUGGAGAGGCAGUUGUACGCCUGUAUGGCCCUCAAAGGUAACGCUGGACAGAUGAACAUGGAGCACUCGCUUAUCCUCAACAACCUGAAAGCUCUGUUGUGGAGACAGAUCUCACACACCAAGGACUCAUGACAAGGAGAGAAAGUCGCUCUGAAAUCAUGCCAGUCAACUCCUCACCUGGAGCUGAGUAUUACAGAUGCUGUGAUUUAGGAAUAGCAAAUUUAAUGAAGUAAUUUUUAUCAGGUCUUAACACUUAUGAAUGAUCAGACUGAAGGAGACUCUACCUCCUCACUCCCACUUUGACAAGUUUGAGGGCCUGGAACCCAUGUCUGGAAUUUAAAAAAAAACAAAAAACUGAAUGAUUGCAUGUUUCCAUCAGUCACACUUAAAAAGAGUUCACGCCGCCACAUUAUAUUGUAUUGUAUUGUUCACCACAGAGGAAUGUUACUGGGGCACUUAUGGACAAACAGAUUUGUAAACAGAUUUACUGUUGUUAGUCUCCAGACACCAAAUUGCUGUUUUUACCACAAAAUCAUGCUGAAAUGUUCAAGCUGUUCAGGAAGACGUGUAUUUUGUGAGAAACUCCAGUUUAAAGUGUAAUGAAGUGCACUAUUUGAAGCUCGAGCUCCUUAAUUUUGUCGCUGCUGAGCACGACGACAUCAUUAGGGGGUUGCACCUUUGAAGGUUAAGGCUGGUGAUACACUAUGUUCUCAUUUCUUUAGUUAGUUAGCGCUCAGUGCUUCAGUGCUUAUCAAAGGUAUGAAUAUUUAAGCACAGCUAUCAAAAUGAUCCUUCAAUAAUCUUUUCUUUAAUGAUUUCUUUAAUAGCUGGGCCAUGUAUUUUUUAGCUAAUUUAAACAAACAGGAAUCUGAUGAAUUUUGUGGGGACUACCUUCAACAAUGGAACAGGAAUUUUAUCAUUUUAUCACUUCCUCAACUGAAAAGAUGACAGACGGUGAUAAUCUGGAGGGACAUGGGCUUAUAUCUCUAGUUAAAACCACGCAUUUGAUUACCCAUUAGCAUGUUAGCAUUCAACCACUUCCUAGCUAACAUUACGGUUUGAUGACAUUUAAUGGGUUUUGCUCCCAGGUUUAACUAAAUGUGUCCAGGAUCUGCAGUGAUAUUCUUAGAAAUAAUGUAAGCUUUAAAUACCGUCAGAGUGCUAGGAAGUGUUUGAACGCUAACGUCAUCUUUGACUAUGACCCGCCAGCUCUAACACAGCAGUACGACAUUUGAGUUUACUCGAUGGGCAUAUCGGAGGAAAAAGGCCACCAUGUUAAUAUGGCACAGAGAGUUGGCUAUUUUAGGUUUUGUUAACAAAGGCUGAUAAUGAGGGAGCAAAAAUAGGAUAUCACCAGACUUAACUUUUAAAAUGUGUCACACAGUGACAAAUUUGAAGGUAAAAUGCAAUUAGUGGAGUUAUUUAACACUGAGCAUUGAAACUGUGCUGGAGGCUUUUCCUUAAAUUGUCUCAUCUGCAUGUCAAGUUGAGGCAGUUCAUUAGUUUGGACGUGGACAAUGUGAUGAUAACUGUCAGUGUCCCCUCGAGGUGACACACUGAAUGUCAGUGUACUUCACUGUGCUGUACAUCCUCCACCUGUAACGCUAGUGACAUCAAUGCUGCAUCGACGACACGAAGACAAACUAUGUAUUUAAUUUGUGAAUGUUAGUUGUUUAUCUCACUGAAAAGAGCAUUUGUGAUACUGUGCUGUAUUCACAUUACAUUUGGAUUUAUUCUCAGUGCCAUAAGGAUCAUACUGAUGUCAUUUAUGAAUGUUUUACCACCAGUGGAGGUGGAGAUCUUUAUCUAAAGUCUCGUGGUCACAUCUGAAUGCUGUAUAAAUUUCCCACAAUCCCCUCCAGACUUUGCUGUUGUAAAGUUACUGUGACUGAGUCGACAACCGGACUUGUUUAACCACUCUAACUGCAUUUCAGAACAGACGUGACCUGUUAAAGCAUGUCAGUGCUGCUGUUUGAAGUAUGAAAUGUAAAAAAAAAAAAAAAGUGUUUACAUGUUGAAGAGACCAGCAUGAUUUUGCACAAUUAAACUACACACCACUUCACUGUAA
Acanthopagrus latus (yellowfin seabream) is the source of this 3307-nucleotide messenger RNA. RefSeq names its product divergent protein kinase domain 1Aa (gene dipk1aa). Lineage: Eukaryota; Metazoa; Chordata; Actinopteri; Spariformes; Sparidae. The record is from RefSeq and is a predicted model, not a curated record. The transcript has 6 exons. The coding region runs from base 85 to 1371 and encodes 428 amino acids.